Molecule: messenger RNA, 1646 nt
Organism: Oldenlandia corymbosa var. corymbosa
Lineage: Eukaryota; Viridiplantae; Streptophyta; Magnoliopsida; Gentianales; Rubiaceae
Source: the annotation of a GenBank genome assembly
CUUCCAUCUAACCAACCGGUCAAAUUACAAACAAAAUAUCUAUUAGGAGUACAAAAACAAAACAAAAAACGGUGGUAUUAAUAAAUAAAUAAAUACUUAGUACAAAUACAAGGGCAUUUGUGGCAAUUCUCAGUUACACUUCCUCCAUAACUUAAGGAUGGAGUCAUCCUGUAUUCUUUUACUCGCCUGCACUUGCCAUCACCCCACAGCUCACUCACCCAAGUCACCUUCCCCUAUAAAUUAAUUUAUUCAUUUCAUCAUCAGAUCUUUCUAAAAACAAACCAAAUUAAAGGAAAUUUACUCCUCCCACUUCCUUCCAUUCCACUAUCCCAGAAAAACCCAUCAAAGAUCAAACCAGAAAAGAAGUUACUACACACAAAACAGUAGCCUUUUUUUUGGGAGCUAAAAAAAAUUUGAUCUUUUUUGAGAUUGAUAAUACCUUUAGAAGAUGAGAACUAGCAAUCACUUGAUAGGGUUGUUGAACUUCUUAACUUUUUUAGCUUCCAUACCCAUAUUAGGAGGUGGGAUAUGGCUGAGCAGCAGGGCAAAUAACACAGACUGUAUGCAGUUUCUUCAGUGGCCUUUAAUCAUAAUAGGGGUAGCUAUUAUGGUGGUUUCUUUGGCUGGAAUUGCUGGGGCCUGUUACAGGAACACUUUCUUAAUGUAUUUGUACUUGUGGGCCAUGUUCAUUAUCAUAGCUGUGCUUAUUGGGUUUGUGAUUUUUGCUUAUGCUGUGACUGAUAGAGGAACAGGGAGACCUGUUCUGGGCAAAGCUUAUCAGCAGUAUUAUCUGCAGGAUUAUUCAGGAUGGUUGAAAGACAGGGUUGUUAGUGAGAGUUAUUGGUCAAAGAUCAGUUCUUGUAUUAGGGAUUCACAUACUUGUGGUAAGCUGAGAAGGACUUAUAAUGGAAUUCCUGAGACUCCUGAAUUGUUUGAUCUGAGAAAGCUUAAUCCAAUUCAGUCUGGAUGUUGCAAACCUCCUUCAGAGUGUGGGUACAUUUAUCAGAAUGAGACAGUCUGGGUCCCGGGAAGUGGCCUAAUUGCAACUGAUCCGGAUUGUUCAAGGUGGAGCAAUGAUCAACAGACACUUUGCUAUAACUGUGAUUCUUGUAAAGCUGGCGUUCUGGGAAGCCUGAAGAAGAGUUGGAGAAAGGUUUCCGUGAUCAACAUAGUUAUCUUAAUCAUUCUGGUAAUUGUCUAUGUCAUUGCUUGUGCCGCUUUCAGGCACGAUAAACGGAUUGACAAUGAUGAGCCUUAUGGCGAAACACGAAUGGAGAAGGCACGACCCAGCAGGAUACAUUUUUGAAACAACAGUCCAAAAAGAAAGCAGUAAAUUUGGUACCUAGUUACCUUCUUUUUUGUAAUCUGUUUUUUUUUUUUUUAGAUGGAAAGAUUUGUUCUUGAUGUGAUUUUGGAAGGUAAGGUUGACAUUGCUUGUGUGCAUAUUUUGUACUGAAUUUGAGACGGGUCUUGUUUAAUUCCACUGAAGCAAUACUUUAUGGUCAAAUUGUGAUUACAGAAAACACUGUUCGGUGCUUCCUAUUAGAGUAUCCAAAAGGCCUCCAAAGAUCGAUCUAUCCACUAAUGGGAUCAAAACCGCAGACUCUAAACAUUGAUUGAUUUACCCACUUUUAGAUUAAAACUGC